CACCAGCCCACGGUACGUACCCAUGUGCCUUGUACUGCGGUAUCUGGGGAGCAUACUAUGCGAUUAAAAGGGCUCUGAUGUGGCCUAAGUCAGCACAGCGGGAUCAGGAUGCACAUAUCCAUACUUUCCACCCCGGUAUUGAAGCUCCAAAAUUUCAACACUGACUGACUGACCUUGCAAACCGGAACUUCUCUUCGUGUGUCGCACUUGUGAUAUUCCUCGUUAUUGUCGUCUACAAGGCUUCGAUCCUUGCUUUCGGGUCUUUUUACCACAAUGAGAGGCCCUCUGUUCCCCUGUACCCGUCAUUGAGAGUAUUGUUGUGAGAUUUAGGAGGGGCACCGCAACUGGUGCUUGUGCGUGUGCGUGCGGUGAGAGAGUUGGAAGGAGCAGGGACUGGACUUUGGGCCCAGACACAAGUGCCAGGCAGACGCUUCCGAGCAGCCGGGGGGAGGCAAAGUUGUGGCCCUUUAUCACUGGGCAACCCCCAAUCGGCGGCGAGGCGGUCUAUUGGCCUUCAGAAGACGGAAAGCCUCGAGGAGAGGGACGGGGCGAGCGAGGAGCGUGGGCAGGAGAGAAAGAGCACUGCAGAGCGGCAGCGGUGGCGGCGGCAGCAGCAGCGGCAGUGACAACAGCCUAGUGGCUGCCCGUUUGAGUCGAGUCUCGCAUAAAAGCCUGCAAAGAUGGUAGCUAGUGGGGACUUCAUUGCUGCGGAUGGCCCAGGUGGAAAGGCUUCGAGGUUUCUGGACGCUGUGGUCGCCUUUGUCGUCGGCGUCUUCCAGCCCAUCUUUCAUUUUCUGCUGUCGGCCAUCUUUACUCGCAAACCUCGACAACACAACAACCAGAACCGCGACAGAGAUAACAACACCCUCGGCGACUCCCCUCACCAACACCACCACGACAACAAUACCAAGAACGAUAACAACACGGGCGACCACAACGACACCUCUACGAGUCCCGACGGCCACCACGGCCACCACCAAGGCGACGGCGGCCCAGAAAGCAUGCAGCGACGCUCGUCCACCACCAGGCCUCAGCACGCCUACGGCCCCAAAGCUGCCAAUGGAACCACUCUCCCCCCAGUCAAGCCUGCCUUGCCCCGAAUCGGCCCAUCCGCCGAUCCGCCUCGGCCUGCCAAGCAGGAGGGCACCCCCAUCAAUGGAGUCCCUCCCCAGCCGGCCCUUCAAGACGUCACCAACACCGUGAACCCCGCCUCCAAGCACCACGUAGUCGGUGAGAAGGAGGCUGAGGAGAACCUUCACGACCAAGUUGACCUUGCGCCGGCUGUUCAACCUGUCGGGGGCGAGGAGGAACCCGAGGACCCUCUCAAGGCUGCGGAGCGAGCCACUCAUCACGCCUUCAUGGACCAGGCACUGGAUAUGGCCCGCCUGGCCCUGAAGACCAAUGAAACACCUGUCGGUUGCGUGCUUGUUCACAACGGAAGAGUCAUUGCCAAGGGCAUGAAUGCGACAAACGUCACCAGAAAUGGUACCCGACACGCCGAACUGAUGGCCCUGACCGCUCUCCUGUCUUUCACUCCCGAGGCGGAGGCAGAGCAGGAGAAGCUGAAGAAGUCUAAGGGAAAGAAAAAGAAGAGGCACGGCAGCCAGCAGCAUUCCGACAGGCCAGCGCCCACGAGGAUCUACACGGACCAAGAGUGGGAAGAUGUCGACCCGGAGGAUGGCCACAUAUUUCCCUACGGCCAGAAACUGCAUCCCGCGGCUAUGGUCGACCGGACCUUGAUACGGGAGUGCAUCCUGUACGUCACAGUCGAGCCUUGUGUCAUGUGUGCGUCGAUGCUUCGCCAGUACGGUAUCAAGAAGGUCUAUUUUGGUGCUGUCAACGACAAAUUUGGCGGUACUGGAGGUGUAUUCUGCAUCCACAAGAAUUCCGAUCCUGCACAUGCCGUCAGCAUCCCGGCGACACCCAUCCAUAGGCCUGUUGCCAACCAACUGCCUUCUCGACCGGCUGUGGCCCAACGUCCUGCCUCCGCUGCCGCCUCGAUCUUGGCGAACGGAUCUCAAGAGGAGAAGGCCGCCACAAGCGAGAACAAGCAGCCCGGCAAGCCGACGUACACAGAGCCGCCGAAACCUGUCUCCAACUUGACUAUGGGUCACGGUGGAAACGUGGAGAACGGCUUCGAGGCCGAGGGCGGAUGGAAACGUGAUGAGGCCGUCAAUCUGCUGAGGCAGUUUUAUGUCCAGGAAAAUGGCAGAGCACCUGUACCGCGAAAGAAAGAAGGUCGCGCACAACGUCUUGCCGUUAUGAUGGAGGAGCAGGGGAUGUCAACGGAGGGCACGGCUCUCGAGGGCCUACUUCAACAGGAGCGAGAGGCCCAGGAGAAAGCUGCCAACGGUGGGGCCAUCACCGACGGGAAUGACUCUGUCCCAAACGGCACAGACCAGCAGACGGACGCCCCGAACGCACUUGCAGCACUGGAGGCGAAGGUGUAUGCUGAGAUUGAAAAGAAGAAACAGGCCACCAAGGCCCAGAGCGUGGGCGGCGACAAGACAGCCCAGGAAGACCAACCCACAGCGGCAGCUUAGUCCUCUAUUUACACGGGAGCCUAGUUCCGUGAUGACACUGGGAUGCAAGCAAAUAUCCUCGACUGGGCUCCACCCACGGCAACUCGAUAGUUCAGUUUUGAAAAUCCGGAGAGCAGAGCAGACAUGGCUCCCUGGCGGUCAACCUUGCCUGUUCGAUGCUGGCUAUUGCGAAAGGUCGGCCUCAUCUCAUCCGGUAUGCAUACAUCACCUAUAAUCCAGUCACUAGCUAUGCUUUCAUGGCUUUGCAUGCUGGCAAGGGUGCUCCUUGAGACUUCCAUGAGCAAUGCAAACAUGCCGGGUGGUGAUUUCCAUCACCCACAGAAGGCGGCGAAUCACCGUACUAUUAGCAAGUUUCGACAUCUGGCGUUCCGAUUCAGAACGUCCUUCUUUUAGAUAAUCUUGGACGCUGGAGGAGAGCUGGACAGAUUCCACAUCAUACCGAUGAACGACGACAGAGUGGACACAACCAAUGGCCACCGAAAAACCGGCCUUGACGCGAUAGGCCUUACCAUACUACCUACUACUUGCAUUGGCACCGGUGCAAUCCUUCAGAGUGUGCACAUGUGGCGUUCGAGUCUUUUUUUCACAGGGCAUAGCAACUGAACAAAGUUUGAUUUGAAGGCAGCUCGCCCAUCUUUCCAUCCUCUUAUCUUGGAACUCCUUGUGAAAUAGAUAGCCCUGGCAGGCAGGCAGGCCGACACGGCGAGGAAAUGAGCAUUAACCAUAGCGCAAUUGCGGGCACGUACAGACCAUACUCUUAGACGCUUCCCUCGAGCCUACUGCAGUACGAUUAACGCAAGUUCACAGCCUCGGCUCAUAAUAUAACUUGAUCUUAGUUAUUCCAUUCUGCUGGCUUUUAAAGGCCACUUCAUUUUUCUUAUCCAUGGUGACAGCAUAUUGUCGAGCGAGGAUGUCAAAAUCAAGCUUGCGGUAAGGGAUUGGGUACGCCGAGCAGCUUAGGCUUUACGACAGUGAUAGCCUUUGUGGCGUCUCGACUCUUGCUUCCGAGGUAUCCUGACUGGCAUGACAUGGAACUGAUAGUUUCAUAUAUUUCAAUUGAGAAGUAGUGAACAAAAUGGAGCAGAUCAGACAUACAAAUCUUGAAAGUUUGGGCCGGGAAACCUUCGACAGGCUUUGAUA
Diaporthe batatas is the source of this 3683-nucleotide messenger RNA. RefSeq lists its product as uncharacterized. Gene Ontology annotation, molecular function: tRNA-specific adenosine-34 deaminase activity. The record is from RefSeq and is a predicted model, not a curated record. Gene Ontology annotation, cellular component: nucleus; cytoplasm. Gene Ontology annotation, biological process: tRNA wobble adenosine to inosine editing. The transcript is spliced from 4 exons. Lineage: Eukaryota; Fungi; Ascomycota; Sordariomycetes; Diaporthales; Diaporthaceae. Bases 681 to 2543 code for a protein of 620 amino acids.